Messenger RNA from Lemur catta (Ring-tailed lemur), 2324 nucleotides. RefSeq names its product diphthamide biosynthesis 7 (gene DPH7). The coding region runs from base 94 to 1449 and encodes 451 amino acids. The transcript has 9 exons. Gene Ontology annotation, molecular function: protein binding. The record is from RefSeq and is a predicted model, not a curated record. Lineage: Eukaryota; Metazoa; Chordata; Mammalia; Primates; Lemuridae.
CGGGCUGACCCUCGCGCUUCCGCCCUCGCCCGCCUGGUCCACGGCCCCGCAGCCUGCGUCUGGCGCCCCGAGUCGGCGUCGUCCGAAGGCCGGAUGACGGGUGCCCGGCUGGUGCAGGCGGUGGACACCGAGCUCACCGCCGACUCGGUGGAGUGGUGCCCGCUGGACGGCCGCAGGCACCUGCUGGCGUGCGGCACCUACGAGCUGCGGAAGCCGGACGGCGGGCUCGGCGCCCAGAGCCAGAGUGGACUGGAUCCUGAUGAACCUCAAAUCCGUUUAGGUCGGCUCUACCUGUACAGUUUCCAUGAGGACAAUUUCACUCACCCCCUGGUUGAGGUGCAAAGAAGAGAUACUUCUGCAAUCCUGGACAUGAAAUGGUGCCACAUCCCGGUGGCCGGCCAUGCCCUGUUGGGCUUGGCAAAUGCCAGUGGAUCCAUAGAGCUGUUCCGCCUGGUAGGAUCUGAGGAGAGCAGGUUCGAACUACAGCCAUUAUCCAGCCUUGCCCUGGGGGAGCAUUGUCUGGCUUUGUCCCUGGAUUGGUCCACCGGGAAAACUGGAAGGGCCAGUGACCGUCCCUGGAAAAUCAUCAGCAGUGACUCCAGGGGGCAGCUCCACCUGCUGACGGUGGGCGAGACGGAGCCCAGUCUGCAGAAAGUGUCCUCCUGGCAGGCGCAUCACUUUGAGGCCUGGAUUGCUGCUUUUGACUAUUGGCAGACAGAAACCGUGUAUUCAGGGGGGGACGAUGGCCUUCUGAAGGGCUGGGACACCAGGGCACCCAGCAAGCCUGUGUUCAGCAGCGCGAGACACUGCAUGGGCGUGUGCAGCAUCCAGAGCAGCCCCCACCGGGAGCACGUCCUGGCCACGGGCAGCUACGAUGAGCACGUUCUGCUGUGGGACACUCGGAACAUGAAGCAGCCGUGUGCAGACACACCUGUGCAGGGUGGGGUGUGGAGGCUCAGGUGGCACCCUGUCCACCAGCACCUGCUCCUGGCGGCCUGUAUGCACAGCGGCUUUAAGAUCCUCGACUGCCACAAGGCGAUGGAGGAGAGGCAGGAAGCGACAGUCUUGGUGUCCCACGCGUUGCCCAACUCACUGGUGUAUGGAGCCGACUGGUCCUGGCUUCUCGUGCGUUCUCCACAGCCCGUCCCCUCGUGGUCCUGUCCUCAGAGCCACCCAGGAGCCAGAGCAGCAGACCUCAAGGUUGUAGGUGGGUUGCCAGCACCCUCUCUUGAACACAUAGUGGAUGACGACAGGGAGGGCCCUGCCAUACUCCACAGUGGCAUCGAGCUACUCACAGAGAACAAGAGGAAGACUGGCAUGGAACUGCACCCCAAAGCAGCCAAGCCCUGUGACCAAGACACGUACCCGGAAAGGGUGAACUCGGCUGUCAGCCUCCUGGCCACUUGCUCCUUCUAUGACCAUGCUCUCCACCUCUGGAAGUGGGGGUGACCUGGGCUCAAGAUCAUGAAGACCAUUCCCACAAGGAAACCAAGAGUGUGACUUUGUGAGGGAACUGCCCAUGGCUCGUUUGAGAUUUGUCACUGCAACCCUGCAGGCAACUGGACCAUCAGAACAGCCGCUGGCUCCCACACGGGGCCGUGGGGUUGGACCGGGUGGUGCUGUCUGGCUGUGAGUGGGGAAGAGACUUGGUUUCAGAGAACAGACUUGUUAGUGUCUCAGGUAGAUUUUGACUCUCAGCCCUUCAUACAUGUUCAAGCACCUAUGUAUGUUAAUUAAAUGAAGUUUAAGAAGAAAAAAAGUUACUUUAUAACAUCAGAAGUAAUUUCAAAUGAACACUUUAAAAGAUCACCUCAUUGUAGCACCAGAAGUGCUUGUACAGGUUUGGCAUCCCUAAUCCACACAUCCGAAAUUUUAAAUGCUCCAAAAUCGGAAACUUUUUAAAUGUAGACAUGUCUCCACAAGUGGAAAAUUCCAUACCUGACUUUGUGACAGGUUGCAUAUAUUAUUAUAUUAUUAAUAUAAUAUUUUCACAUAAUUAUAUUAUGUGAAAUGUGUAUAAGGUGUAUAUGAAACAACUGAAUUUCAUGUUUAAACUCAGAUCCAUCCCAUUCCCAAAAUAACUCAUUGUGUAGAUGUACAAAUAUUCCAAAAUCCGAAAGAAUCUGAAACUUGUAACCCUUGGUCCCAAGCAUUUCUGAUGAGGGAUGCUCCACCUGUAUUAGACCCCUGUGCAGAUAAACAAAAGGAAGAAAUAUAUGUAUGUCCUGAGUUGCGUUAGGGGGUCAUAAACUGGAAAUAUGUGAAGUCAGUGUGAGGCACUAAUGACUCCAUCAUUGUGGCAUUAAAAAAACUAUUUGCUUCUA